Messenger RNA from Nothobranchius furzeri (turquoise killifish), 7782 nucleotides. RefSeq names its product disco-interacting protein 2 homolog Ba (gene dip2ba). The record is from RefSeq and is a predicted model, not a curated record. NCBI's taxonomy places the organism in Eukaryota, Metazoa, Chordata, Actinopteri, Cyprinodontiformes, Nothobranchiidae.
UGCCGUUGGUGAGUUUUCCCCAUUAUGGCGGAAGGGCACGCCGUGCGGAUGGGCCGUCUCUCCUACUCCGAUGCUUGUUUUGUUUUUUGAGGAAGGGGUUUUAUUUUAGUUUUUUUAACAUUUCGAACCGACACCCUGGUUUCUUUUCAGCUCGACGGUUUUUGUGUUUUUCGGCGAAAUUAUGGCAGACCGCGGCGUUGAUUUGUCCGCCCUGCCAAAAGAGGCUCGAGACCAGUUGGCGGAGUUGGAUCUAGAGCUGUCUGAAGGUGACAUCACCCAGAAGGGCUACGAGAAGAAGAGAGCCAAGCUGCUGGCCUCCUACAUCCCUCAUUUGCCAAAUGCGAGCCUUGCUCUGCCAGAUGUACAGCUUUCCCCAAGCCACAGUGCCGACCCCAGUCCAAGUCCCGAGGCCCCAGCCCCUUCCACCUCUUCGGCCUCCAGACACCAUCGUGCACACCGCAGUGGAGGGGCCAGGGAUGAGCGCUACAGAUCAGACAUCCACACAGAAGCCGUACAAGCAGCAUUAGCUAAACAUAAAGAAGAGAAGAUGGCGCUGCCCAUGCCCACCAAGAGACGCUCAGCCUUUGUUCAGUCCCCUGCCGACACCUGCACUCCCCCAGACACGUCCUCUGCAUCAGAGGAUGAAGGCUCACUGCGUAGAAAAGCAGCUCUCAGUGCAGUGCUCGCUCAGACCCUGCAGAGCCCCGACUACUGGAUCAAUCGUUCUGUCCAAAGCUCUUCCACAUCCUCGUCUGCUUCCUCCACGCUCUCCCAUGGAGAGCCUAAGAGUCAGCCCCAGCCUCAGCCCGGUGUCUCCGUGUUAGCCGACGUGCUAGCCCACACACGGAUAGAAAACAGUGUCCCCCCAGAUGUGACAUCGUCCACUCCACAGGAGAGAGGAUCCAGAUUGGACCUCCCGCCAGCGGUCAGGGGCAUGAGUCGAGGGCAGAGCCGUUCCAGCAUGCUGGACACUGCUGACGGUGUUCCUGUCAGCAGCCGCGUGUCCACUAAGAUCCAGCAGCUGUUGAACACACUUAAACGGCCCAAAAGACCACCACUCAGCGAAUUCUUCCUCGAUGACUCUGAGGAGAUUGUAGAGGUUCCCCAGCCGGAUCCUAACACCCCAAAGCCCGAGGGGCGCCAGAUCAUCCCAGUGAAAGGGGAGCCUCUGGGGGUGGUCAGUAACUGGCCUCCAGCCUUGCAGGCUGCCCUCGCCCGCUGGGGGGCUUCCCAGGCCAAGAGCCCCGCCCUCACUGCGUUGGACAUCACUGGCAAACCCCUCUACACACUCACUUAUGGAAAGCUAUGGAGUCGCAGUCUGAAGCUAGCCUAUACGUUACUUAACAAACUGGGCACCAAGACUGAGCCCGUCCUGCAGCCUGGAGAUCGAGUGGCACUGGUGUAUCCGAACAGUGACCCUGGAAUGUUCUGGGUGGCCUUCUAUGGCUGCCUGUUAGCUGAGGUCAUUCCUGUUCCCAUCGAGGUGCCGCUGUCUCGUCAGGAUGCAGGCAGCCAGCAGAUUGGCUUCCUGUUGGGCAGCUGUGGUGUGAGUCUGGCUCUAACCAGCGAGGUUUGCCUCAAAGGCUUACCCAAGACUCCAAAUGGAGAAAUUGUCCAGUUCAAAGGAUGGCCGAGGAUGAAAUGGGUGGUGACGGACACCAAAUACCUGACCAAACCAUCCAAAGACUGGCAACCUCACAUCCCCACUGCCAACACGGACACUGCCUACAUAGAGUAUAAAGCAAGUAAAGAGGGAACUGUGAUGGGAGUUGCUGUUUCCAAAAUCUCCAUGCUGACCCACUGUCAGGCCCUGACUCAGGCGUGCAACUACUGUGAAGGAGAGACGCUGGUCAACGUGUUGGACUGCAAGAAGGACAUGGGCUUAUGGCACGGCGUUUUAACAAGUGUCAUGAACAGAAUUCACACCAUCACUGUACCGUAUGCUGUCAUGAAAGCUUGUCCCAUGUCCUGGGUGCAGAGGGUUCACAUCCAUAAAGCACGUGUGGCCUUGGUGAAGUGUCGUGACCUCCACUGGGCCAUGAUGGCCCACAAGGAUCAGAAAGACGUCAACUUGUCUUCGAUACGUAUGCUUAUAGUGGCUGAUGGAGCCAACCCAUGGUCAGUGUCAUCAUGCGAUGCCUUCCUGAAUGUGUUCCAGUCUCACGGUCUGAGGCCUGAGGUCAUUUGUCCAUGUGCCACUUCUCCUGAGGCUCUGACUGUGGCCAUACGCCGACCUGGUGCUCGUGGAGCUCCUCUCCCAGCCAGGGCCAUCCUGUCUAUGGGCGGCCUGAGCCAUGGGGUCAUUAGGGUCAACACAGAGGACAAGAACUCUGCUCUGACUGUACAGGAUGUGGGCCACAUUAUGCCUGGAGCACUGAUGUGCAUCGUGAAGCCGGACGGACCUCCGCAGCUGUGCAAGACGGAUGAGAUCGGAGAGAUCGUGAUCAACUCUCGAGCUGGAGGCACCAUGUACUACGGCCUUCCUGGUGUCACCAAGAACACAUUUGAGGUGAUCCCCGUGAACCAGGCUGGAGCUCCUAUCGGAGAGAUUCCCUUCAGUCGGACCGGUUUGCUUGGAUUUGUGGGACCGGGGAGUCUUGUGUUUGUUGUGGGGAAGAUUGAGGGACUCCUGAUGGUGAGCGGGCGGCGCCACAAUGCUGACGACCUGGUGGCGACUGCGCUGGCUGUGGAGCCUGUCAAAACUGUUUACAGGGGGAGGAUUGCUGUUUUCUCCGUGACGGUGUUUUACGAUGAGAGGAUCGUGAUCGUAGCAGAACAGAGGCCUGAUGCCAGUGAAGAAGACAGCUUCCAGUGGAUGAGUCGAGUACUACAGGCCAUCGACAGCAUCCACCAGGUUGGCCUCUACUGCCUGGCUCUUGUCCCAGCCAACACCCUCCCAAAGACACCGCUAGGGGGCAUCCACAUCUGUGAAACCAAGCAGAGUUUUUUGGAGGGGAACCUCCAUCCCUGCAACAUCCUGAUGUGUCCACACACCUGUGUUACAAACAUGCCCAAGCCUCGUCAGAAACAGCCAGUGGACGUGGGUCCAGCUUCAAUGCUGGUCGGCAACCUGGUGGCAGGGAAGCGGAUCGCCCAGGCAACGGGCAGGGAGCUGGGUGUAGUGGAGGAUCAGGAUCCCAUUCGAAAGCUCUGUAUGUGGCCCACCAUGAUGCACCAGUUCUUGUCUGAAGCUCUGCAGUGGAGAGCUCAAAGUGACCCCGACCACGUUUUAUACGUCCUGCUCAAUGCUAAGGGCAUAGCAGUGUGCACGGCCACUUGUGCACAGCUACACAAGCGAGCAGAGAAAAUCACAGCCACACUCAUGGAAAGAGGAGGCCUCAACACCGGAGACAACGUGGUGCUGCUUUACCCUCCAGGUAUCGACCUCAUCGCUGCCUUCUACGGAUGCCUCUAUGCAGGGGUCAUCCCUGUGACAGUCAGGCCACCUCAUCCCCAGAAUCUGGCUGCUACUCUCCCAACAGUCCGUAUGAUCAUCGAUGUCAGCAAGGCGGCUUGCAUCCUUACCACUCAACCCCUCAUGAGAAUCCUCAGGUCCAGGGAGGCUGCUGCCAGUGUCAAUGUCAAAACAUGGCCGACAAUCAUUGAUACAGAUGAUCUCCCCAGAAAGCGUCCUCCACACAUCUACAAACCUCCCACAGCUGAGAUGCUGGCCUACCUGGACUUCAGCGUAUCCACCACAGGCAUGCUGACUGGAGUCAAGAUGUCUCAUGCAGCGAUCAGCACUCUUUGCCGCUCCAUUAAGCUGCAGUGUGAGCUCUACUCCUCACGCCAAAUAGCCAUCUGCCUGGACCCGUACUGUGGGCUAGGCUUCGUCCUGUGGUGCCUCUCCAGUGUUUACUCAGGUCACCAGUCCAUCCUUAUCCCUCCACUGGAGCUGGAGAGCUCACUGCCUCUGUGGCUGAGCACGCUUAGUCAGUACAAGAUCAGAGACACCUUCUGCUCCUACUCUGUCAUGGAGCUCUGCACCAAAGGCCUGGGAACACAAACGGAGAUGCUGAAGGCUCGAGGAGUGAAUCUAUCAUGCGUGCGAAGCUGUGUGGUGAUAGCAGAGGAGCGACCUCGUCUCGCCCUCACUCAGUCCUUCUCUAAGCUCUUCAAAGACCUGGGCCUGUCCCUACGAGCUGUCAGCACGGCCUUCGGCUCCAGGGUGAACCUGGCCAUCUGCCUGCAGGGCACCUCUGGACCAGAUCCCUCCAUGGUUUACGUUGAUAUGAAGUCCCUGCGUCAUGACCGGGUCAGGUUGGUGGAAAAAGGAGCACCUCAGAGUCUUCCCCUCAUGGAGUCGGGCACUAUCCUGCCAGGUGUCAGGGUCAUCAUAGUCAACCCAGAAACCAGAGGCCCGCUGGGAGACUCGCAUCUUGGGGAGAUCUGGGUGAACUCCCCUCACUGUGCCAGUGGCUACUACACCAUAUAUGGGGAGGAGAGCCUGCAGGCGGAUCACUUCAACACCAAACUCAGCUUUGGGGAUCCUCUGACUCUGUGGGCUCGGACGGGCUACCUGGGCUUCAUCAAGAGGACGGAGCUGCUGGAUGCCAGCGGAGACCGCCAUGAUGCCUUAUUUGUGGUGGGCUCUCUGGAUGAAACGUUGGAGCUGAGGGGAUUACGGUAUCACCCCGUCGACAUUGAGACGUCGGUGUCCCGAGCCCACCGCAGCAUUGCUGAGAGUGCUGUGUUUACGUGGACCAACCUGCUGGUGGUGGUGGCGGAGCUCAGCGGCUCGGAGCAGGAGGCCUUAGACCUGGUGCCCCUCGUUACCAACGUGGUGCUGGAGGAGCACCACCUCAUCGUGGGAGUGGUCGUUAUCGUGGACCCUGGGGUGAUCCCCAUCAACUCCAGAGGAGAAAAGCAGAGAAUGCACCUGCGAGACUCCUUCCUGGCGGACCAACUAGACCCCAUCUAUGUGGCUUACAACAUGUGAACAACCUUCAGAAACCGAUGCCCAAAACUGAGCCAGGAUCAGAGGAAUCACGAGGGACCUGGGGAGUGAACAGUAGCAACCCCAGUGCUGACCUAGACACAGAUUUAAGAGACCAAGCAACACGGGAAUGCGAGCACAGGAAACGGACCGUAACCGUAAAAUGCUUCCCUCUCAAACAGUUCUUUCUUUGCUUCCACCUGCUGGAUUGCUGCAGCCCACACUCACCAAGAGGAUGGGGAUAGAACCCUCUUCUUCCACAACAAUCCAAAUCAUGUGUUAGACGCUUUUACUUCUGAAUGCUCCUUAAGACAAAUAUUUUCCAUGUCUUUGACUCAUUUACCAUCCAUUUUUUUUAGUUUCUUUUUGUACCUCCUCUUGUCAAAGACAAAGGAGGGCGCACUGGAACUUCCUCUUUGCCUGCACGUCUUUGCACGUCCGGCUCCACGUCGUGUCUCUCCUACUUCAAAAGGAGGUCCCAUGUCUGCUGCUUUCACAAGAGCAAACGUCCACAUCAGUAUUAAAAAGUGCCACCAGCAAGUCCACCGUCUUGCUAUCACCCGUAUUCGCCGGCAGACGUAGUGUCAGCAUUCGCUCAUUACAAACAAAAACCUGAAGACCUGGAUAGUAAACAAAAAAAAGAUACCUUCUUUUGGGUGUGCAAAGACUCACCGAGUUAGAGUUACUAGUAAUUAUUAAGUUGAUGCACCAAUUUUAAGAACAAGAUUUAAAAAAUAUUUGGUGUUAAAGUGUGUGUGUUAAUUGGGAGUGCAACUGAUGUCUACCUUCAGGCUUUUACAAAGAUCUAACACUAUCAAGCCAAUGAGCCCUAUUUUAUUUCUUAGUUCUUAAAGUUCAGGCUGGUUUGUGCCUCUCAUGGCCACCGAUCAGAAAUAAAAACCUCAUGUUCAUCACUUUUUAAAGAUCUGUAAUAAUGGCCACAUUAGUCUUUAUUUGACAUUUUAACAUGUUUAGUAAUAAAUGUGAUUUGAAAAAAAUAGUAAAUGACUUAAAGGCGGCUCAGUAGAGCCACUGGGAUUAGGAAUAACAGAGAUUAUUCAUUCCUCCCUUUAAAAACAGUGGUUCAGCUGAAAAAAAAAGUUUGAGAUGUUUAUAAAUCCUGUUAAAAAAAUCAGUUUUAACAUAAAAAGCUGAUGUUCUGAAAAGAGGUGCUAGCUUCCAGCCUGUGUGUAGUUUUAAGUCUAAAACAGCAUCCGGUAACGUCACAGACGCUUAGGUAAACGUAGAUCAUCAGAAGGCAGGUCAGUGCCUUUCACCUUAGAUGUUUAUAGUUAUAAAAUAUUCAAUUCAUUAAAAAAAAGUCUCUUUGCCUUAUUGCAUCUGUGGGACCUCCACAGAAAUCAGACUCCAGUAGAACAGAAAACACCCUCAUGCCUCAUAGAGAAGUCUGCUCUUUACCUUUGUCAUGCCUCCCUUUGAUUUAAGUGUGAUCGAUAUUUAAACCAGUUCUUUCUGAAUGUAACACUGAGAGGGGAAAAAAUAGAAGCAAUCCGUUUAGCAACAUGUGACUCAAAAAUGGCAAAAUCCUCCUUUAAAAGAAAAAAGUACAAUAGAUAGGGUUAAAAUGUCUGUAUAAUGUAUUUUAGAGGUCAAAUACUGUACUACUAGUGUUACUGUGUUCAUAGAGAUGGACUCUGUAGAUAAAAACUUGACUGAUCUUUCAUACUUGACAGCAUCUUUCUGUAUUAUUAGUUCAGUUAUGCCAGAUUUUCAAAGUAAAAGACAUGGAACCGGUUAUUUAGGCAGAAACAAUGUGCACUUUCCCAAUAUCAUUUUCUGUGUGUGUGUGUGUGUGCACGUACAUGAGUACGUGUGUGUGUGUGUGUGUGUGUGUGUGUGUGUGUGUGUGUGUGUGUGUGUGUGUGUGUGUGUUCAGCUUAAUGAUAUUUGGCAUUUUGGUGCAACAAGGUUUAUAUUUUGUACUAAACUAAUCCCAAAAUAUUGAGCCUUUUUUAAUUUUCUUUUAUUUUUGAUGUCGCCUCCACUGUAUUUCCACUCUUUCCAUCCAGAAUUUGGGUUUAAUAUAUUUUCUUGGGCUUUCACUGAUAUUUUCCUGAUGCAUUUGGACCUGCACAGCCUCUGCAAACCACUGGUUUAAUUACCCAGCAGCCUGACACACGCAUGCAUCCCAUCGAAGGACCACUGAGGACACGUACGCGAGCCAGUAAUUUGGUCACUCAUGAAUAACUGUGUGAUAAUUGCUUUGUCGCUACUGUUUCACUCCAACGAGUUUUAAUAAAGUUUUAUAAUUUCUCAUUGGCCUUCAAGCCUUUUCAAUAGACGGUGCUAUUCAAUAAAAAAAAGCCGUAGACAGAUUUUUGUCCUUCAGCAUUUUCACAAAAAGGGUUCUGCCUCGAAGUCCUUUUUGUGUGAAAGUAGAUCUUUUACUGUGCUAACAUGGUUUUUAGCUUCAGUUCAAAUCUUAAAUACUUUUUUAUCCACUCAGUGAUCUGAUGCAAAAUCUCUCCACAGGCAACUGGACACAGGCAAUGCAACCUGACUUUUUUAUUGUGUUUUGUGCUGUGAGAAACAUUUCAAUCGUCCAAAGUUGUUCUAAGCACAAAAUGUAACUGUACAGGUGUGACAAUGAGCAAAAUAAUACAAACAGGAUUUUUCACUCCCAUGAAUGAAUAAAAGACGUCAGUGGUUCACACUCUAUACCUCAACAACAACCGUCUGCUCACUAUGCAUCAUGGAGCUGCAGCGAACAUGUUCUGGACUAGUCAAUGGUGCGAUAACUUCUAACAACAUGUCACACUUGACAAAAACACUGUCACGCUGUCAUUGGAUGUGAUUCAUGUCAAAUAAAAAAAUGCUUUGUCAGA